Molecule: messenger RNA, 3495 nt
Organism: Spirodela intermedia
Lineage: Eukaryota; Viridiplantae; Streptophyta; Magnoliopsida; Alismatales; Araceae
Source: the annotation of a GenBank genome assembly
AUGGCGGCGGGCGGGGGCUUUCCGGCAGCCGUUCUGCUCGUCCUUGUUCUCAGCUCUACCGCCGCCGCCACCAACCAGGUCAAGUCCUCCCAGGUCUGGUCUCUUCUACGCCUGCGGCGCCUCCUCGGCCACCCCCCGGUCCUCGCCAGCUGGACCAACAACACAGACCCCUGUUCCGGUGACCCCUCCCCCUCCCUCACCGUCGUCUGCUACGGCGAUGGGGUCAGUCAGCUGCACAUCGCCGGCGCCGACGGCUCCCCUCCUCUCCCCCGCAGCUUCUCCGUCAACUCAUUCUUCACCACCCUCACCCGCCUCCCGAACCUCAAAGUCCUCUCCCUCUCCUCCCUCGGCCUGUGGGGCUCCCUACCCGGACACAAGCUCGCCCGCCUCUCCUCCCUCGAAAUCCUCAACCUCAGCUCCAAUUUCCUCUCCGGUCCCCUUCCCGGCGAGCUGUCCUCUCUCGUUGAGCUCCAGAGCCUCAUCCUCGACCACAACAUGUUCUCCGGCGAGGUCCCCGCCGGGCUCGGCCAGCUCUCCCGCCUCGCGGUGGUCAGUGUCCGGAACAACUCCCUCAGCGGGGAGCUGCCAGAGUCGCUGGCCAACCUCGAGGGCCUCCGCGUGCUCAUCUUCUCCGCCAACAACCUCUCCGGCGGCCUGCCGGACCUCACCGGGCUCACCAACCUGCAGGUCCUCGACGUGGGAGACAACCGUCUGGGCCCCGUCUUCCCGGAGCUGGGGAAGAAGGUGGCGACAGUGGUGCUGAGGAACAACACCUUCACCGGCGGCCUCCCCACCGAUGUGACUUCAUACCAUCUCCUGCAGAAGCUCGACAUCUCCCACAACAGGUUCGUCGGGCCCUUCCCGCCGGCAUUGCUCUCCCUGCCGUCCAUUCGUCACUUGGACAUCGCCGGGAACAGGUUCACCGGGUUGCUCUUCUCAAAUCUCUCCUGCAACGACGGCCUCGAGUUCGUCGACUUCUCCUUCAACCUCCUCACGGGCAGCCUGCCGGCAUGCCUCGCCAGAGAAUCGACUCCAAACAACGUCUCCUAUUUGAUGAAUUGCCUGAGCGACAUGGCUCAGCCCCAGCACCCAUAUUCCUUCUGCAGAACUCAGGCCCUGGCUGUGGGGGUGAUCCCCACGAGGCCACGGAAGGGGUCAAGCCGGAAGACAGCCGUCGCGGCUAGUGUGGCGGCGGCGGCCAUGGCCACAGUCUUCCUGGCCUUGUUGGGCCUCUUCACUCUCAGAAAACUGAAUAAGAGGAACGCGAGGACGAAGCCGCCUAGGAGGCUGGUCGAGCAUGCCUCCAAUGGCUAUCCCUCCAAGCUGCUCUCUGAUGCCAGUGAGCCCCCCACCCCGACUGAAUCCUCUCAAUUAUCCACCUGAACUUGGUAGAACCCUACGGAUUUCUCAUGAUCACUGCUGUCCAUUUUUUCUGUGUUGCCCUUGUGCGUAAAAGGGUACAUCUCGCAGACGAUCAAGCUGGGGGCGCUCGGUAUUCCAUCUUACAGGUCCUUCUCCUUGGAGGAACUUGAAGCGGCUACAAACGGCUUUGAAACAUCCGCCUUCUUGGAUGAAGGCUCACAUGGCGAGGUGAGCCAGGCCUUUCACUGCGAUUCAAACUUUGGAUGAUGCAUGCCAUGUGGGUUCAUGUGGGACUUUACUCUUUUUUUUCUCAUGUUUUUAUUUUGAUCGGUGGUAUGUUUGGACCAUCAUUCUGGUGCAUCAUUGGACACCUGAUCUCAGCGGACUAGCAAGUUUUUUUUUCUUCUUUUUUUCUUCUUUUUGGUUGAGGGCUACUGAAAAGCAUCUGUGGUGGCUGCAGAUGUACUGGGGAAGGUUGAAUGAUAAAACCAUGGUGGCAAUCAGAUGCCUGAAGUUGAAGAAGAGCCACGUUUCCCGCUCCCAGAACUUCACCCGCUACAUUGAGCUGUUCUCAAAGCUCCGUCAUCAGCAUUUGGUCAGUGCCCUCGGCCACUGCUUUGAGUACUACCUCGACGACUCCUCUGUCAGCAGAGUCUUCCUCGUCUUUGAGUAUGUCACCAAUGGGACUUUAAGAAGCAAUCUCUGUGGUAAGAUCACUGGGUUUCCUUUGAUUCAUUCCCUCUGCAUGUUUUGACGCCCUUUCCACCCUUUUUUCCAAAAAAAAUUUCACUCUAACCGUCUAUUAUUUGUCGUAUCAUUCUGGUCUGAGUUCAUCUUGAUGAGAUUUUAUCUGCUCCCAAUAAUUUUCUUGCCCGCUUUAUGACUGAUUCUAUAUUGUUAGUACCUUUUCCCCCUCCGUUCUAUGAGGAGCUAUUCAUUUCUCGAUUCAUUCAAAUUGGGCAGAGGAAGUGGGUGGGCACCAGCUCACAUGGUCUCAGAGGAUAUCCGCAGCGAUUGGUGUGGCCAAGGGCAUCCAGUUCCUCCAUGCUGGGAUCAUACCUGGUCUGUUCGCAAAUGGCGUGACGGCGACCAAUGUCGUCUUGGAUCACAACCUGGUUGCCAAAAUUAGCAGCUAUAAUCUCCCAAUAAUAGCCGACAGCAUGCGUAUUGAGGUAAGAAUGGAAUAAAUUCCAUGUGUAUAUAAUUUUAAACUCUUUUGUCACCUCUACCAAAAAAAAUGUGGAUUUUGAUACACGCCAUCUCUCACAGAUUGCAACAGGGAGUUCGUCAAAUGUAUCAAAGGAACCGAAGGGAAGGUAGAUAAAUAUCCUUUUUUUUUCCUUUCUCGAAUAGAACAAUUAUUGAUUUCUCUUUCUUCAUUUGGAACCAAAUGUUGGGCACGUGGCCCAUUUAUUGGGCACGUGGCCCAUUUAUUGGGCACAUGGCCCAGAGGCACAAAUUUCUGAAAGAACUGAUCUUGGCCUGGCGACUGAUGUCAGCCGCAGUAGAUCCGAUUCAGGGGGAAUUAAUCGAAAGUCAGUUCUGAAGAAGCUGAUAAAUUUUCCUUUUCUUUUCCCAUAUUUAUCAUCCCUUACAUGAAAUCCUACACCUACCGUAAUUAAUCUGAGAUGGGGGAUUUUUCAGGCAUAAAAAUGAGGAGAAAAUGGAUAUUUAUGAUUUUGGAGUGAUCCUGCUGGAAGUCAUCUCCGGACAACCUGUCACUUCCACGAUUGAUGUGAACAUGCUAAAGGAUCAGGUGGACAGAUUUUUCUUUUUCUAAAAUUAAUUUGCCCGGAUAUUGCUCCGAUUCAUUCAGAUUGCGUAUACAUGAAUAUAUAUUAAUAUAAAUUUAGGCCUGAUUGAUUCCUCUUUCCACCCCAGUUCGAAGCCAGCAUCACUGCUGACGGGGGGGCUCGUCAGAGGAGCGUGGUGGAUGUGGCAAUCCGCAAGGCCUCCUGUGACGAGUCACUGAGAAUAGUCAUGGAAAUCUGCAUCCGAUGCCUGUCAGCAGAGCCACUGGAGCGGCCGUCCAUCGAGGACAUACUCUGGAACCUGCAGUUUGCUGCCCAGAUCCAGGAUGAUUGGAGAGGAGACGCCCAGAGCGGCAGUAACUCCCCACCCACUCUCCACUAG